Messenger RNA from Penicillium paradoxum, 495 nucleotides. Its product is annotated as GNAT family N-acetyltransferase. The record is from RefSeq and is a predicted model, not a curated record. NCBI's taxonomy places the organism in Eukaryota, Fungi, Ascomycota, Eurotiomycetes, Eurotiales, Aspergillaceae. The coding region runs from base 1 to 495 and encodes 164 amino acids. The transcript has a single exon. Gene Ontology annotation, molecular function: acyltransferase activity, transferring groups other than amino-acyl groups.
AUGGUCACAAAGCCUUCUUCCAGCUCUCUGGCAGAUAGACAGCUCACCUUCCAAAACGCCACUAUCGAAGAUAUCCCAACCAUCAAAGCCAUGGUCGACGCUGCGUAUUCGAAAUACAUUGAGCGCAUUGGCAAGCGCCCAGCGCCCAUGACAGCAGACUGGGCCGAAAUGAUGAAACACUAUACCAUUCUCGUCCUGAGAGAUAGCGAACGGGCGGUCGGCUCGAUCGCCUACCACCGAGAGGAUCGCACCAACUCGCUUAAAAUCGAGAACGCGGUGGUGGAUCCGACCAUCCAGGGUCGGGGGUAUGGAUCCUACAUGAUCAGUUAUGUGGAGAAGGAAGCGCUCAAGCAGGAUCUGCACAGCGUUACAUUGUACACGAAUGUGAAGAUGGUUGAGAACAUUGGGUACUAUGGGCGAUUAGGGUUUGAGAACGAGGGGACGCUGAUCGAGGAGGGGUUCGAACGGGUUUAUUUUCGUAAGAGGCUUGAAUAG